Durusdinium trenchii is the source of this 699-nucleotide messenger RNA. The record is from the annotation of a GenBank genome assembly. NCBI's taxonomy places the organism in Eukaryota, Dinophyceae, Suessiales, Symbiodiniaceae.
AUGGCGAGAGCGGAUGUGAGAGAUGAAGACAAUGAUGGCACCUUUGGCCGGCCCUGGCCAUCGAGUGACUUGAUCGGUGCAGCUUCGGCGGAGGUUCGGAUUGACUUGAUCGGUGCUGCUUCGUAUCAUCUUCGAGUCUUUAACCUGGCUGGAGAGCUGGUCUUAGAACGAACGAUGCCAGAGGUGCAGUCCAUGUUGGUCGAGGACUUGGUGGAUCAUCUUGGAAGAAUGAUGAAGGUGGCAUCCCACCGGCUGUCCUUGCUUCAAGGGACAAGUCAGCUGGAUCCAAAGGCGAGUUUGCAUACACUUUGGCCUCCACUCAGUGACAUGGAUCUUCAAGUCUUGCUGGGACCUUUGGAUUCUUCGCAUGUGCCCAUUGAUCCAGGUCGGAUUUUGCACGUGGAGCGCUCAGAUCGAGCGGCAGCCCACGCUGCCGCGGAGCUGGGCUUGUCAGUGCAGUUUGAGCCGGGAGAAGUGCGCGAGGCCGUGUACCAGGUCAAGUGCCAUCAUGAGAUCGUUGUUUCUACUCCCUGCCUGUUUGAACACGACACAUGGCGAGUUGAGCGCCACAAAGCUGAUGAAGCUGAUGCGGGAACUCUGACCUUUGCAGUGGAAGAGGAGAACAAGCGCGCUUCCUUAGCCAUGGGCUUUUACGAGCUGUUCUUUAGCACGCUAAACACCACUUUGUUGGUCUCUUGA